Rhincodon typus (whale shark) is the source of this 549-nucleotide messenger RNA. RefSeq names its product SH2B adapter protein 2-like. The record is from RefSeq and is a predicted model, not a curated record. Gene Ontology annotation, cellular component: plasma membrane. NCBI's taxonomy places the organism in Eukaryota, Metazoa, Chordata, Chondrichthyes, Orectolobiformes, Rhincodontidae. The transcript has 3 exons. Gene Ontology annotation, biological process: antigen receptor-mediated signaling pathway; intracellular signal transduction. Gene Ontology annotation, molecular function: transmembrane receptor protein tyrosine kinase adaptor activity. Bases 7 to 549 code for a protein of 180 amino acids.
ACCCAAAUGCCUGAAAAGGUGUGCACUAACCCAGAUGCUGCUGUCACUGUCUCACCCGUCAGACCGAAGGAAUCCCAGGUGCCGGAACUUCUCGCACACGUCCCUCUGGAAAACUUCCUGCAGGCUUUACAUUCAGAAGCUCUGAGCAGCACAUCGUCUACAGAUGAGGAGGAUCGGAGAGAUGCUGAACUUCAGCUGGCCAAUUACCCCUGGUUCCAUGGGACACUGUCACGGGUAAAAGCUGCCCAACUGGUUCUGGCUGGAGGCUCCAGGAGUCACGGUCUGUUUGUCAUUCGCCAGAGUGAGACACGGCCAGGGGAAUAUGUGCUGACCUUCAACUUUCAGGGCAAGGCAAAGCACCUACGCCUGUCUCUGAAUGAAACUGGUCAGUGCCAUGUUCAGCAUCUCUGGUUUCAGACCAUCCUGGAUAUGCUGAAACAUUUCCAUACUCAUCCCAUCCCCCUGGAGUCCGGAGGUUCUGCUGAUAUCACUCUCCGCAGCUACGUGCUGGUCACAAAACCCAACCCAGGCUCAGGUAAGAAUCUCUGA